Aspergillus glaucus CBS 516.65 is the source of this 780-nucleotide messenger RNA. Its product is annotated as putative thiol methyltransferase. The transcript is spliced from 2 exons. Gene Ontology annotation, molecular function: S-adenosylmethionine-dependent methyltransferase activity. Lineage: Eukaryota; Fungi; Ascomycota; Eurotiomycetes; Eurotiales; Aspergillaceae. The coding region runs from base 1 to 780 and encodes 259 amino acids. The record is from RefSeq and is a predicted model, not a curated record.
AUGGCGACCACCACCACCACCACCACAUCUGUCGUCCCCCAAUUCCUCGCCCAGUACGGGAAAGAAGCCUACGUCAAAGGCUGGGCAGACCUUUGGGAACGAGGCGGCGACUAUGUAGACUGGGAUAUGGGAUGCUCAAACCCAGCCCUCGAAGACACCCUCCUCCAACAUCGGUCCAUCCUCGGGGGUCCGAUAACCUUAGACGAGCACGGACGACGAUACCGAAAGAAAGCUCUUGUACCCGGAUGCGGCAGUGGCCUUGAUGUCCUUCUUCUCGCCAGCUUCGGGUACGAUGCGUAUGGUCUGGAAUAUAGUCAUUCGGCAGUGCAGUUGUGCAAAGCGGAGGAGAGCAGAAGCAAAGCGCGGGAUGAUUACCCAGUUCGAGAUGAAGAGGUUGGUCGGGGAAAUGUCACUUUCGUGCAGGGCGAUUUCUUCAAUGAUGCAUGGCUAGAAGGGCUAGGGCUUGGACGGGGAGAAUAUGACGUGAUUUAUGACCACUCGUUCUUCUGCGCACUAGACCCAUCCCUCCGUCCUCAAUGGGGUCAGCGAAAAGCACAACUCCUCGCUCCAACCGGUCGUCUAAUCUGUCUCGAAUACCCUCGACAUCUAGAUCCUUCGGAAAUGGGACCGCCGUACAUGGCACUAUCGGAGGAUUACCUUGAGCAUCUCACUCAGCCCGGCCUUCAACGUGUGGUAUAUUGGGAGCCUGACCGGACGCAUGCCAACGGAAUUGAUGCGCAGGGUGUUAUUCAAGAUCGGGUUUCGAUUUGGUGUUGGUGA